Molecule: messenger RNA, 564 nt
Organism: Cariama cristata (Red-legged seriema)
Lineage: Eukaryota; Metazoa; Chordata; Aves; Cariamiformes; Cariamidae
Exons: 2
Coding region: 175-564 (129 amino acids)
Source: RefSeq, a predicted model, not a curated record
GAAUGGGAGCUGGUGGUGCUGGGGAAGUUGAAGUGGAACCUCGCAGCCGUCACCCCACAUGAUUUCAUUGAACACAUCCUAAGGAAGCUGCCUCUACCUAAAGACAAGUUGCUUUUGAUCCGGAAGCAUGCACAAACAUUCAUUGCCCUUUGUGCCACAGAUUUUAACUUUGCCAUGUACCCACCAUCAAUGAUAGCAACUGGAAGUGUGGGAGCAGCCAUCUGUGGCCUUCAGCUCGAUGACGGCGACAGCCUCACGGACCUCCUGGCCAAGAUCACAAACACAGAUGUGGUGAGUGUCCCACAUUCCUCUUCUCCUUUCACUUCUGAGGGUGUGGUGGAGAACCAGGCCAUCAAACCUGGCCUGAUCCUGAGAGCGAAGGAGAGGGGUGCUCCCGGAGCGAGCAGGUUGCAGGCAUGGACCCUGCACCUUGGUUGCGCUGCUUUGAAUGUUCAAAUCUCCUUGGCCUCCCAGGAUCAGUUUUCAUUCACGCUUUGUACAGCCACCUUGGGUACCACCCCGGAUGAUGGGGCAAGCAGGCAGACAGCAUCCCCCGGGGCAUAA